Messenger RNA from Neohortaea acidophila, 751 nucleotides. RefSeq lists its product as uncharacterized. The record is from RefSeq and is a predicted model, not a curated record. The transcript has 2 exons. Bases 228 to 572 code for a protein of 114 amino acids. Lineage: Eukaryota; Fungi; Ascomycota; Dothideomycetes; Mycosphaerellales; Teratosphaeriaceae.
GUCAAAAGUCGUGGUGGCGGAACAUCCCUUGGCAUGGAGCUGCGGGUCAAAGGGAACUCUCGUGUGACUGCCCCAAUCACCCCAGCAAAGACCCGUGCGACAAACAGACCCAGGCGCCGUCGCCCGCCCGAAUACGAAGACCCAUUGACCGCUCCGCUGCAGCUCCUCCUGGAGCUCGAACAUCCCACCACCCGCACCCCCACAAUCGAUUGACAGCCGCGAUCACCAUGGUGAACAAGAUCCUCUUCUGGUCAGGCUUCGGCCUUGCCGUCCGAUUCUGGCAACUCGGCAUUGAAAUGCGUCCCUUCCACCACCAGCUCUGGGCCUACGGCCUGUACGGCGGGGUGGGGGCGAGCUUUGGCUACUGGAUGCAGAGUGUGGAUGACAAGCAGAUGCGCUAUCUCCGUGACACAAGAGACAGACUGCUGGAGAAGAGGAGAAGACGGGCAGAACGGGAAGGGGCGCCAGUGGGCGAGCAGGAGGGCGCGAAUGUGGAGGGCAUUCGCUUGGACGAGACAUCCAGGACCGACGUGACGGAAGGUGCGCAAGACAGGAUAGCUGGCCGAGCGUAAUCGGUGCGAAUGGCAUGGUCGCGUGAAGGAGGAACAGCAGCUCGUGUUGAUCGUGCACGCAAUCAUAUCAGGUAGACGAGGUCCAACAGGUAUCACUUCUCCUCAACUGCACCGCUGGCUACGCACACCAAUCGUAUCCAUUGUGACGCGCGUAAAGCGGCCCUCCUUGUAAUGCAACG